This is a messenger RNA of Lagenorhynchus albirostris (white-beaked dolphin), 3332 nucleotides long. RefSeq names its product forkhead box S1 (gene FOXS1). Bases 2079 to 3071 code for a protein of 330 amino acids. The record is from RefSeq and is a predicted model, not a curated record. Gene Ontology annotation, biological process: cell differentiation; regulation of transcription by RNA polymerase II; anatomical structure morphogenesis. NCBI's taxonomy places the organism in Eukaryota, Metazoa, Chordata, Mammalia, Artiodactyla, Delphinidae. The transcript has a single exon. Gene Ontology annotation, molecular function: RNA polymerase II cis-regulatory region sequence-specific DNA binding; DNA-binding transcription factor activity, RNA polymerase II-specific.
CCAAAACAGAGGACUUAGCCUGAACCUGGGGCUUUAAAUGCUAACCACUGAACCACCGCCAGUAGAUACUGUCUUUGGAGAAACUGAGGCAGGCCUAGGACCGAAGCCAAAGUGGGAGCCAGGAGUCCAGCCCCUGCCCAAGCCCCCCAAUCUUUGCAAACUGUAAGUUGUAGGGAGUCCUUGAGAAUUGGGAGGGAGCCCUCUCCACCAUGAAAGCAGUGACCCUGCCUUGUCAGUAAAGUCACUGUUUUCUACCCCAGAUAUCAGACCUUUUACCUUUUCUGAUUUCUGACUUUAUUUAUAGGAAUUCUCUUACAGAUGGCAACAUAAUAAAUCUUUUAGUGAUACAUUAAUAAGCCACUUUUAUGGGGGGAAACCUGUAUGAUUCAAUAAAGGGCAGAAUCAGUCUUAAAAUUCAUUUAACGAAUGUUUAUUGAGCACCUACUCUGUUCCAGGCAGAUACUGGACACUUGAGAUAGAGCAAAGCAUGAUUCCCUAUUCCCUUGGGGGUCACAGCCAGUUUUCCAGUGGGGGCCCAGUGACAGUCCUCUACCCCUGCCCCUCACGGAAGGAGUAGUGUUAAGGAGUUACGGAAUUCUGGGUUGAAAUCACAGCUUUGUCACUGACUAGCUGUGCCACCUCAGGCAAGUCACUUAACUUCUCUGAACCUCACAUUCCUCAUCUACUCAAGAGAAACUAUUAAGGCCUCUGGAGCAGAGUUGGUCUGAGAAGUAAAUGUCGAGAGGGGAGGGGAGCUGGCCUGGCAUGGAGAGUGGCACACAGUAGGGUCCCGAUGACUUGGUUACUUGUGGGUGGGAGAGUAUGGAGGAGGUUGCCCCAUCCGUCAGAAGGCUUGACUGUUCUGGGCUUCGCUGUACCCUCGGCCCAAGGCUGCAGCUAUCGGGGAGCCUCAGCUCAGGGUGACAGUCCUCGCCAUGCCCAAGCCCCUACUCUGUACCAGGCUCUCAAAGGGCACUGGAUUCAGUGUAAGGGAGCCCGUUGCCUCUUCACCACAGCCCGGACAGCUGCAGAGUCUUCAGCUCCAUUUUAGAGAUGGGAAAUGAAGGCUCAGCCAGGGUCUUGGUUGAGAGCCUCUUGGGAGGGUGGAUGGCUCUGUCCAGAUGUCUGUCCUCCCCACACUAGUCACUAGAGGGCGCCAGGGCUCAGCAAACGGGGUUGGGCCGGCCCUCGUCCCCACCCUAGGUGCCCCACCCCUCGUAGACCCCAGAGCUAGGAGGGCAGGGAAUAGUGUGACCUCGAGCGCUCUGCACUGUGGGGAGAAGAAAGUAGACCCCAGGCCUGGGAGGAGGAAGAGAAAAGAAAGGGGGAACCAGAGGUGGGGACUCGAGAGGCCCCUGAGGCUUUUCUCACAGGAACUCCCUGUUCUCCAGUUCAAACACAGAUGCUACCUCUCUCCUCUCUCAUUAACGUGUGUGUGUGUGUGUGUGUGUGUGUGUAUUCCUCUUCCUCUCUGUGGAUUCCUUUCUUUCUCUCAUUCAGUGAUUCUUUUUCUGUACUCUGUGUGCACGUGUGCACGUGUGUGCGGCUGGCUCUCUGUGUGUCUCCCUGUUUUCUGUCUCUUUCUGCUCUUUGUCUCUCUUUAAGUCUCUGCCUCUAUCUUCUCUGUAUGUUCCUGUCUUCCUCUUAUUAUGCCCUUACCUCUCUUUGUCUCUGUCUCUCUGUCUCUUUUCACUCUCUCUUUCCAUCUCGGCCUCUAUCUCUCUGUUUCGUCUCUGUCUCGCUCAGUUUCACAUCCUGUCCCUCCUCAGCCACCACCAGCCAGCACAUGUGGGCUAAGGGUCUCAGUCCCUUCCCUCCUGUCUCCUCACCCCUGGCAGCUGCUCACGGCUUCCCAAUCCUGGCCUCUCCUGCCCGCCCCUCUUGGGCCUUGUGGGAGGGGGGCGAGGGAAGAAGGGAGGGCAGCCUGGCGGGCCCACCCCUUUUUGCCUUUCCAGGCUGGGAGGCUGGGCCAGUGGGCCUUUUAACCAGCCUGGGCAGGCUGUGCCGGACACCAGCCCUGGACACCGUGCCUGGCCCCCGUGGUUCCGGCAGCCGCCAGCCUGGCCAGCCCGGUCAGCAUGCAGCAGCAGCCCCCACCCGGGCCCCUGGCCCCUGCGGCCGAGCCGACCAAGCCCCCCUACAGCUACAUCGCCCUGAUUGCCAUGGCCAUCCAGAGCUCACCGGGGCAGCGGGCCACGCUCAGUGGCAUCUACCGCUACAUCAUGGGCCGCUUCGCCUUCUACCGCCACAACCGGCCCGGCUGGCAGAACAGCAUCCGCCACAACCUGUCCCUCAACGAGUGCUUUGUCAAGGUGCCCCGUGAUGAUCGCAAACCGGGCAAGGGCAGCUACUGGACGCUGGACCCCGACUGCCAUGACAUGUUCGAGCACGGCAGCUUCCUGCGCCGACGCCGGCGCUUCACCCGACGGGCAGGCGCCGAGGGAGCCAAGGGCCCCGCCAAGGUGCGCCGCAGACCCCUCCGAGCCACCAGCCAGGACCUAGGAGCCCCCGACGCUGCGACUGGCAUGCAAUGCCUGUUCCCACUGGAGCUGCCAGAGCCCAAGGGCCUAAGCUUUGGGGGUCUGGUGGGGGCCUUGCCAGCCAGUGUGUGCCCGGCCACCACCAAUGCCAGGCCUCGGCCACCCUCGGAGCCCAAGGAGAUGCCCACGCCCAAGCCUGCAGGUCCAGGGGAGCUCCCCGUGGCCACCUCAUCUUCCCCGAGCCCCGCAUUUGGCUUUCCUGCCAGCUUCUCUGAGGCUGAGGGGUUUAGCAAGGCCCCUGCCCCCAUCUUGACCUCCGAGGCCACCAUCGGGGGCAGCUACCAGUGCCGGCUGCAGGCGCUGAAUUUCUGCAUGGGGACUGAUCCUGGCCUUGAGCACCUCUUGGCCUCAGCAGCCCCCUCCCCUGCACCACCCACCCCUCCAGCCUCUCUCCGGGCCCCGCUGCCCCUGCCAGCAGACCCCAAGGAACCCUGGGUUGCAGGCAGCUUCCCUGUCCAGGGAAGCUCCGGCUACCCACUGGGGCUGACCUCCUGCCUAUACAGGACGCCAGGAAUGUUCUUCUUUGAGUGAAGCCAGCCGGCCUCAGGCAGUCCCUGCAGAGACUCUGCCAGCUACGCCCUCCAGGUUGAGCCUGACUCUAGGAUCUGGGGAGCUCUCAAAGGACGCGGGCCUGGCAAGCCCACAACAGCCGGGACAGGAAGCCAAGACUGGCGUGGUGAACACUCAGCCAGCGCCCAGGGUCUCUGGACAGACUUGGGGGUGAGGGGAAGCAGGGCUCCCUUGGGAUUUACUCUAUGGCUCUCAGGGCCAAUAAAACCAGUGUGAUGAUGA